Messenger RNA from Clunio marinus, 4022 nucleotides. NCBI's taxonomy places the organism in Eukaryota, Metazoa, Arthropoda, Insecta, Diptera, Chironomidae. The record is from the annotation of a GenBank genome assembly.
UAAUUUUCUAAAUCAAGCUGAAAAUCAUGUUAAAAUUUGUUAAUUUAAGUUGAUUUUAGUAUCCAAACAAAAAGUUAACAUUCUUUUACAUCUUCUCGUGUUAUAAAGUCUUUUAAGGUAGCGUAAAGUUAAUUUCUUUUGACUUUUCGUUAUCUGCAGACAAUGUGAUUCGGCUUUCGCGUAUUUUCGCCCCGAAAUCAGUUAAUUCAAGCUAAAAAGUAGUUAAUUGUUCAUCUUCUGUUCUCACAAAAGUCAUUCUAGACGUUUAAUUACUUUCAACUUUGGAUUUCUACGGAAUUUGCCAUCUUUUAUUUUCAUAACAAAAGAAAAAAGAUCCAGCAAGACAACAUCAGACAUCCAGAGUGAUAGAAUUUGAUUUCAUAAAUUCCUUUGAAGAACUACAUUCAAAAUGUUUAGCACAAGUGACUUGCAAGCACUCAUUGACAAAGUUGAGGGUGCUCAGCAAGGCGUGGACCUCGUGAAAAUCGGUCAAGCUUUUCUUCAACAAGCUCCAGCACGUAGUCCUCGUCGAAUGAGAGUAGCUUUGGAUAUCGAAGGGUGUUUGGAUCGUUUCUAUGGUGGAUAUUAUAGCGAUUGGGCUUGUGGUGGUCAAUUUAAUCGAUGCUUUGAAUUUGUUCAACUCUUGGCUAAUGCAUUUCAAUCAGCACAGAUGGAAGUCAUCGUAUUCUUUGAUGGAACAUUAAAGGAAAACAAAAAACUUCAAUUGGAACGAAAUGACUUUCGACAGAAAACAAUUUCGGUUUUAAAACACAUUCGAAUGAUUGGAACACCACCACCAAAAAUUUGGUGGCUCCCACCUUCUGGUUUGAAGACUUGCAUUCGUAAUGCUUUAAGGACAGUUGAAAUUCCUGUGGUGCAAACAAUUCAUGAUCACACUAUGGAAGUCAUUGAUUAUUACAACGAACAUAAAUUGAAUGGAAUCAUUGGCCUCCAUCCAGAUUACAUCGUUUGUAAUGUUUCACGUUAUUUUAGCUCACACGAUAUGCGAUUAUCAUAUAAAGGAGCAUUGGAGACAAAAGAAUUUAUUGUCAGCCAAGUGCUUAAUCAUAUUCAGUUAAUUCCAGAACAAUUGGCAAUUGUUGCUGUUCUUCUUGGUGGUUACAUCUUGAUCGACGAUCCAACAAUGAAGGUGAUCUACCAGAAGCUUGAUAUUGAAUACAAUCAAGAUUUUGAAGCUCGCAUUCGACAAUUGUCCAAUCUUGUUCGUUCAUUGCCAGCUGGUAGUAAUGUCGAUGCUAUAAUAAGUCAUUUGAAUCUAGUGGAGUUUAAUGAUGUUCUGAAGGAAUCUAUUGAGUAUUAUCAACGCAAAGGAAUAUUUGGUGGAAAGCGUUAUCUUGGAAGCAAGAAAAAGCCAAUCACAGAAAUCAUCAAGAAUAUUGAUGUCAUUCAAGAUGCAACACCGAUGGUUCCAAUGGCAAGCGAAACAAAUGAAAAUGAUGAAAUUGCAAAUAAAAUUCUUAAAGAUGUCAACAAUCUUGUUAAUGAAAACGAACCACCAAUCACAGCGAGCACAUCUCAAGGUCAAGAAAUUGUCCGAAAAUGUGUAAAGUUUGUAUACAGCUUACCAGCUGAAGUCUUAAGAACUUCAUAUCAGCGUCAUCAAAGAGGUUCAAUGGAUCCAAGGAUUUAUAUUUUGUUGACAAAGAAAGAAAUUCUUUUGCCACAAGUCCUUGAAGAUGAACAAUAUCGUGAAAUGCCAUCCGUAAACAUUUUUUACCGCCCUGCACGUCAAAUGAUUUAUGCUGUUCUAUUCAAUCUUUAUCAUCAAAAAUAUAUGUGCUCGAAGACGAAAGACAAUUUACCGAUGCCUGAUGUUGUUAUCAAUGAAUGGAUUUGGUCGCCACAAAAUGAAUAUAAGAAGGCCGAAGAAGUUUAUGCGAUUCAAUUGCCAUGGGCGGUUCCAACAAUUCAAAGAUUAUGGUUUGGAACGACAUUUGAUGACAAACAUCGUCGCAUGCGUGCUUUUCUCACUGUUAUGCGAUCUGAUACGGCAAUGAUGUUGAAUCGAAAUUAUGUUCCACAACACUUAAUAGUGUUGGCAUGCGUUUUACGAUACAUGGUCACAAAUCCUGAUCGAAAUGUUUUGUCACGUCAUGAACUUGAUGCUUUUCUUGUAACAGCAUUUUCACCUCAAUUAGCUAACGUUGAGUAUACACAAGAAAUGGUUUUGCCAGGUGUUUAUCUGCGUGGUGUCUUCCUUGCUACACUCUUUAUGCAAGGCAUUGAAACAGCACAACUAGCUAACGAUGCAUGUGGUGUUCCUUUACCUUGGAAUCUUACAAAUCCGUGGCUCUUCUUCGAUGGCAAACUCUUUCAUCUCAAAUUGCGAAUGGCUGUUUGCUUGCAAAAUCUUCGUGAAUUGUGUGAUGAUCAAUUGGAAAUGGUGAUGAAGAUUGAGCGUUUUCGUAAAGCAAUUUUAGAAGAUGUUGAAAAUAUGGUUCCACCAGUUGAACCAAUGUAUCGUCAAAUGUAUCAAACAGCUGGAAACUAUCAACAAUCGUUUGGUAAAAACAUUCAAUAUCCACUUGUCGCCUCAAAUAAUUACGGUGGCUAUGUCUCAGCAUCGCCAAUUCAGCAACAACAUCAACAACAAAUGUUCUAUAAUCCAGGAUUGUAUCCAGGAGGUGGACAACGUCAGCAGAAGAAUCAAUUAAUGACAGCACAACAAAAUGUUGGACAAAAAGUUUCCCAACGUGGAAAUUGCAUACCACCAGUUGGAUAUCAGAAAAAUAACGGAUAUCAAUUGAAAGUUGGUGGAGUUGUUGUCGGCUCGUGGGCUAAUGGAUCGCGAAAUCCUCAAAUUGCUCGAAUGAAUCGUGCAGGGGUGAUUCGUUAUCCAAUUAAUCAACGUUCAACUCGUGGUGGCAACUAUCGCUAUCGUAUAGCAGCUCCUGGGUCAAUGUCGACAAGUGGAUUCAACCAGAAAAGUCCUCAACGUUUUGCAAAACAAAAGAAACUGAAACCGAAGAAGGAAAACAACAAAACAGAUGACAAAAAUGAAGAGAAUGACGUUGAGAAGAAAACAAUUUUAAAAGAUGAUGUUGACAGUGAUGGCAAUGAAAACGGUGAUCAAUCACAAGCUAAAGAAGAAGUCGUUGAAUCAAGAGAAAAAGUUCCUCAAGAAACUUUAAAACUUGAAAAUGAUGAUCAUCGCAAUGGAACAUCUGAUGACGGUGACAAACAACAAUGUGAUAAGAUAGAUGAACAAGACACAACUGCCACUGACGUGCUUUCAUCAAAUGCUGUUGAUAAUCAGCAACAACAAAACAAUAAAAAUGGUAAGAAUAGUCUUAAGAAGAUAAAAAAGAAUACCAAAGGAAAGUUAGAUUCGCCUACAAGCGAAGAAGCGAGCGAUGUUACAGCUUAAAGUGAGAGAAAGUUGAUUGAUUUAAUUAGAUUUAUAAAUCCCAAGUUUAUUUCCUUAUUUUUUCCCAAGUUAUUCUAACUUGAUCAUUGAAAAUAUAUUAAAAUGUGAAUCUUAAGUUAAUUCUUAAAUUGGAAAAUUUUUCUAAACUUUUUUUCAUAAUUUUGAAAACAAUAUCAUUAAUAAUUUUUUUUCUUAUCUUUUUGAAUUAAAUUUGUUAUCAUUUCAUUAUUGAGUAAUAUAAAUGUUAAUGUUUAUUGAAGAAAUUUUGUCACACUUUAUAUGAAGAAUGAGAAAUCGGAAUGAAGAAUUUUUAUGAAUCAAUUUUAUUUCGGAUCUAUUAAUUUUUUUUGUGUUUGAUAUCUUUGAAAAGAAUCUAAAAAAUUAGAUUGUAAACGACACAAUAAAAAGAAACUAAAAAGGUGAUCACACCUAUGAUGGAUCCUUAACCAGUGGCUGAAGGCAUUCGAAGCUUCAUCACUUUAAAAAGAAAAUAAGUGUCAAUAAUAAAGUUGCGUCUUUUGUAAAGAGGUUUUCCUUUCUCUAAUGAGUUAAGUAUGGGAAGUGUUGAAAAGACUAAGUCAUGAAACGUCUUUGAAAUCAGCACCUCAUUAUGAAUCAAAAAUGAGAAAGAAAA